ACUCCUCUUCUUCACUUCAUUGCGCAGUUUGGAUCAUGUUUGUCAACCGCUCCUCUUUUCCCACGCACCGAUUUGUGGAAUAUUGCCCGUUUCUGGAAAAGUCGCUACAAUAAAUCGGAUAAGGAAGCGCUUAUGUGAAUAUGCUCUGUGUGUGAGGACCAUCUGUUCAAUCAUCAGAAGACAGUGGGUGUAUUCAGAAUGCUGUUUGAAAAACUUUUGCAAUUCCGUUGGGUGGCACAGAAACACGUCAGCUUUAAUUUGGCCUUUCCAAAGGACAUGAGGGUUCGAUCCCUCCAAGUGCCGGAUAUCUAUGGUUCCUAUCUCCUUUCAUCCCAUUCCUGAUUCUGACCACAAAAACUCCCCCCUCCCCCAGUCAUCUUCUAAUUCAUGACACAGCAGGAUGCAUCAUCUGUGCGUGCACUCUCCGAGCGUCUCCUUGUAGCCUCGCACAAGGGCCGAACUGAUCAUGUUGUUCAGCUCAUCAACAAAGGGGCCAAGGUAGCCGUUACCAAGAACGGCAGAACACCUCUGCAUUUGGCUGCUUAUAAGGGCCAUAUUGCUGUUGUAAGGAUUCUGCUUGCAGCCGGUUGUGACCUGGAUAUUCAAGACGAUGGUGAUCAGACAGCCGUACACAGGGCAGCUGUGGUGGGCAACACUGAGGUCAUCUCGGCACUCAUUCAGGAAGGGUGUGCACUAGAUAGACAGGACAAGGAUGGGAACACAGCAUUACACGAGGCGGCGUGGCACGGUUUCAGUCAGUCUGUCAAACUGCUGGUGAAGGCUGGAGCCAAUGUUCACGCUAAAAACAAGGCAGGGAACACUGCUCUUCAUCUGGCGUGUCAGAACGGUCAUGCUCAAAGCUCUAAAGUUCUGCUGCUAGGCGGCUCUCGCCCGGACAGUAACAACAAUGUUGGCGACACGUGUCUGCAUGUGUCAGCCCGCUAUAAUCAUGUGACUGUGACCCGAGCACUGCUGGGCGCCAUCUGCUCUGUGACUGAAAGAAAUCACGUAGGGGACACGGCUUUACAUAUCGCAGCUGCUCUGAAUCACAGGAAGACCGUACGAAUGUUACUGGAGGCUGGAGCUGACAGCAGCAUCAAAAACAAUGCGGGAGAGACGGCUCUCAAUCAGGCACGGGAGAAUGAUAAUCCUGAAGUGGCACUGCUGCUAACCAAAGCCCCACAGAGCUUCAAUCGUGGACGGACUGUGAGGAAGAGGAGGGACAGGAUGAAGACUGAGGGUCGAGCCCAGUCAGUCCCACGUGACGAGAUGAUGCAGAGAAAGGACAGCAUAUCACCAGCACAUGAAAUGCAUGGCAGCAACAAUUCACUCCGCCGAAAUGAGGCCACGUACGUCACAGAGGCCCACGAAAAUAAAAACUACGAGAAGAAAGUCAAAGAGAGGCAGUCCCCAUCAGAUGCCCUCAUCAGAAAGCAAAAUAAACACACUGAUCGUAAGCAGAAGAGUAAAACAGAGAGAUCUGUUCCAUCAGCUGCUCCUCAUAACUACAAGGCCUAUCAGCUCUACACUCUUUACAGAGACAAAGAUGGCAAGAUAAUGCAGGCCCCGUUGAAUGGCUGCAGGUGUGAACCUCUUAUUAAUAAACUGGAGAAUCAGCUCAUGGCCACUAAAGAGGAAAUCCAAUCAGAGAUUCACACAGUACAAGAACUCAUGAACAGCAAGAUUGGCCAACUGGACCGAAAGAACAAACAUCAGAUCCGAGCUCUAGAUAAGAUCACUUUAGAGCGAGUGUCAGCAGAGAGAAUCCAAUGUUUACAUCGAAUUGACAAAAGAGCAACACAAGAACGCCUGGAGGGAGAGAAGAGGCAGGCGUCAGUAGUCAAUGAUCUUAAGAACUGGUGCCUUUCUAAGAUCCAAAGUUUGGAGACACGUCUCUCUGGCGACCGCUGCACCACCAAAUUACGGCGUUCCUCAUCCCUGAUUGACAUGCUUUCAGAUCAGGAUCCUCAUUUACACCCUGCUGAGUCGGAAUCGUCCGGGGGCAGAACACAUGACUGUGCCUCAACAAAACAGCCAGAGGCAACAGACAGAGGUGAGACUGCAGCAGCAACAACAUCUGCUAAGGACAGAUCAGCCAGUUACUAUGUGAUUAAGGUGGACGUCUCACCAGAUGAUAAGCAGCCACAGAUACAGAAUCAGUCUGCACCGCAGUCUCCUUGUAUAGUUCGGCCUAAACAAAGAUCAAGGGCAAGUAGUGACCCUCACAGAGCACAAAAUGAAUGGCAGGACUCCAGUCUGGAGCAAGAAUGUGUGCUAGAUCACAAGAACCUCAAAAAGCGCUGCCAACAAAGGGCCAAGACCAAAUCAGUCACACAAACCUCGAAAGGUUCAGGAGACCGCCACACCGCUGAGACUUUCUUUGUCCAGGAGCGUGAAAACAUGCACGCGCUGGAGGUCACGCAGUACUUUUUUGAGGCUGUGACACUGCAGAUGGAGCGCUGGUAUGAACGGAAGAUUGAGGAAGCACGCUGGCAAGCCAACCAGAGAGCACAAGCUGACAGAGCCACUCUGCUGGACAGAAUAAGCUACCUGGAAGAUGAACUCAGGCUACUGAGAACUAACAAACAGGACGAGAGCUAGUAUUUAAUAUACAUGCUUGGGCAAAGUUCAGAAUUUAAAGGAAUAGUUCCCCCCAAAAUGAAAAUUCUAUCAUUAUAUAUUCAUCCUCAUGUUGUUCCAAAACCAUAUGACUUCCUUUCAAAGGUGGUGCACAAAAUAUGAUCUUCUGAAGAAUAUCCUGGCAGCUCUUUUCUAUAUAAUGAAAGUAAAAGGAGACUGGGGCUAUCAAGCUCCAACAUGGCAAAAAGUUCACUGGAGGGGAAGAUUUUCAGUGAGUAACGACUUAAAUUUGGGUCAGUUUCUCUCACAAAACCAUCGUAUGACUUCAGAAUACUUCAAAUAUAGCGCAUGCGUCAUGAGUACUACUUUAUGGUGCUUUUGCAUGCUUUUUUGAAGCUUGAAAGUAUCAGUGUCCAUUCAUUAUAAUUGCAUGGAAAAAAGUGACUAGAGCAAUGAAUACAAUUUUCUCCUUUUGUGUUCCACAGAAGAAAAUGUCAUAUGGGCUUUGAACGACAUGAGGGCGUGUAAAUGAUGAAAGAAUUGUCAUUUGGGUGAACUAAUUCUUUAAGAAUUGGCUCCCUUUCAAUUGACGAGUUUGAAUUUAAAUUGAAUUGGGAGGUCCCACAGGAUGUUAAAUUGGAAUUGAAAUUGGAAUGACAACAAGAGGAUUUUACUUCAUUGCAAUUUAAAGAAAUUCAACUCAGUAACAACAAUUUACGUAUUAGUCCAACAUAAGUGACAAAACAUACAGUAAUUACUUUAAUUUUGAAUAAUUAUGCCUAUUUAAUCCCUUACACUUAGAUUUUUUUCCCCCCUCAACUGAUUAGACAUUCAACACUGUCAAAUAAAUUAACACAGCCAUUAAAAAAAGAGUUUAAUUUUGCCUUACAGCACCACAAAAUAUCCACCUCAUUGUUUUCAAAUAACUACGGAAAAAAUUAUAUUGAAAUCAUAAUUUUAAUCUGUUGAUUAAUUAAGAUCACAAUUAAUUUAUUAAGAGCUAUAACAAAACAAAUGUACUAAUAAUAAUGUUUCUGUAAAUUAAGUAUUCCAUUUGGCUGUGAUUAAUUCCAUGGUCCAUGGAAAUAAAAAAAAAUAAAAUA
Messenger RNA from Myxocyprinus asiaticus (Chinese sucker), 3683 nucleotides. It is a transcript of the gene ankrd6b, whose product is annotated as ankyrin repeat domain 6b. NCBI's taxonomy places the organism in Eukaryota, Metazoa, Chordata, Actinopteri, Cypriniformes, Catostomidae. The record is from RefSeq and is a predicted model, not a curated record. The coding region runs from base 388 to 2601 and encodes 737 amino acids. Gene Ontology annotation, molecular function: protein binding. The transcript is spliced from 17 exons.